This is a messenger RNA of Aspergillus melleus, 1977 nucleotides long. RefSeq names its product DNA-binding transcriptional regulator ume6. Bases 1 to 1977 code for a protein of 658 amino acids. The transcript is spliced from 2 exons. Gene Ontology annotation, cellular component: nucleus. The record is from RefSeq and is a predicted model, not a curated record. Gene Ontology annotation, biological process: positive regulation of transcription by RNA polymerase II. NCBI's taxonomy places the organism in Eukaryota, Fungi, Ascomycota, Eurotiomycetes, Eurotiales, Aspergillaceae. Gene Ontology annotation, molecular function: DNA-binding transcription factor activity; transcription cis-regulatory region binding.
AUGGACCGCGUCAAGGAAAAGAUUCGAGAGACGAAAUCGAUAGAAAGGCGGCGAAACCUUGAAGAGAGCAUAAGACGGGCGGCCCAUCCACGGCAACCUCCUCCCGUCACCACCCAGAUUGAUUUCAGUCAACCUCCGGCCUACGACAAUCCGUUCCCAAACCCUUUCGUUCCUUACCCUUCGACUCUGUCGCCAUCCACCUUGGCUCCUGGAGCGCCGCAGUUCACGACGCCCAUCCCGCCUGCCCCUACUUGGCCGGAGUCCUCUCAUGGUCCAGCAAUUAGCGCCCUGCAGCCGCCGAGACUGUACGUCCCCGCUCCGGCUCUUUCGGUCGACGACGGACUUCAAGGCAGCUUUGGCCAACCCCGCUUCAACAAAGAAGGGAACGUUGGGCAGUUGGUACUCAACAACAAGCCAUUGUCUUGCUACUUGGAGGACAAGAUGGAUGUGGAUCCGCAGGACCAGCCGCUCCUGUAUCACUUUGUCGAUUUUGUCCUGCCCACAAUUUUUCCGAUCAUUGACGUCCAUCGAGAGGGUCCUAGUCGCGCACCCGAGCUUCUAAACAAGCUGGAAACAAAUCGGGCCUACUUCUUCACCUGUCUUAGUGUUUCGGCUCUUCAUGUCAAGACCACCCUGAAUGUUGACCCCGCCGCAGUUGAUAGAGACAUACUGCAGCACCGUUACCGAGCGGUUGCCGAGCUUUCCACGCUCAUGCACAUGGAUAAUGGCCAUGCCAAAGUCCUGGAUACCAUUUUGGGGAUGAUAAUUCUCUACUGCUCUGUCGGUGAGACGGACGACUACCUGCCAGACAUUCCCUGGUUCGAGCAUCUCAGGUCAAUUUCGAGCCUAGUCCAGAAGCUGAAAUUGACGGAAUACCUCCCCCGCUCGUUCCCUCCUCUCAGCAUCACGCUUGCCUCGUGGAUUGACAUUCUGGGCGGCACGAUGCUGGGCCAAUCGCCCCAGUUAGCUCAUGAAUUCCGCGACAGACACAUCAACGGCACGGCGAUCGGCCUGCAGGAGUUGAUGGGAUGCGAGGAUCGCGUCAUGUUCUUGAUUUCGGAAAUCGCCUGCUUGGAAGGCUUGAAAAAGCGGGACAGCCUCAGACGCUGGGACAUGCGCCAUCACAUUGGCGCACUGAGAGCGCAAAUUGACCAUGCCGAGCCAGAGGACAAAACGCUGCGGAACCCAUGCUCCGCUACUGGGGUCAUUGAUUGGGACAUCUUAACAAAGAAUAUUACCACCAUGUUCCGCGUGGCAGCUCGAAUCUAUCUCUACAGCCUGGAGCCUGGGUUCGAUCACACUCAGCCAGAAAUCACCAGUCUGGUGACAAUCGUGGCUGAGACUCUACGAUUUAUCCCGACGGGCCCUUUUGGCUUCGAUCGCUCACUUGCCUGGCCACUCUUUAUGACGGGUGUGCACUCAACCCCCAACUGCGCUUUCCGGGAUAUUCUAGCCCAGCGAUCAAUAGCUCUAGGCCCCGCCCGUGCAUCUGGAAGCUUUGGUCGGAUGUAUCGGAUUGUUCAAGAGGUUUGGAGGCUAUCAGAGGCGCCGAUUACAUUGCCGGGCUUCCACGAUCCCGGCGUACAUCUGCCUGCUCCGGGAUUCAUCCCGAUCCAGCCAGAGGCAACCAGCGCGAGCGCAGCGACCUUUCCAAGCUCGGGCACAUAUCUGCCUCCUCCUAACUUCAAUCAAAUGCAGCCAGAGGUUAUCAGCGCAAAUCAGUCGGCAUACCCUCUACCGAGCAUGUAUUUGCCCUCUCCAGACUUCAACCAGCCUCAGCUACCAAGCAUCAGUCCAAUGCCGCAAACUUUCCCCGAGUCAGGCAUGUACUUGCCUUCCCCCGGCUUAAACCAGGGCACGGCCCUGCCUCCCGACCACAUGCCAUAUAUGGGCACAAUGGAAGAGCCCAACAAAAAGGAACUCGUCCAUUGGAGGGAUGUUAUGAACGCCAACGAAUGGCAUUACCUGCUGAUCUAG